AUGAUGCAGAUUGCUGCAUGGAAUGUUAGGGGUUUGAAUCAAGCCCCUAAGCAAUUUGAGGUGCGGUCCUUUAUCUCUUCUCAGAAGUUGAUGUUCAUCGCUCUUUUAGAGACUAGAGUCCAGGAGAGGCAUGCUGCUGAUGUCUCCCACAAUAUUAUGCCCUCUUCGAAGUGGGAUUUCAACUAUGAUACUUGUGAUGGGGGUCGUAUUUGGAUAGGUUAUGACCCGAAUGCCCUUAGUGUGCGGACCUUAUUCAAGUCGGACCAGGCUAUCCAUGUCAAAGUGACGAGUCCUGAGAUCCCAAUCCCUCUCGUCAUGUCUUGUAUUUACGCAAGGAAUGUGGAGGUGGACCAAGCCAGAUUAUGGAAUUCCCUCACAGCUAUUGGGGUUGCAGCUUCUUCUGACCCUUGGCUCCUUAUAGGGGAUUUCAAUGUGUGUCGCGAUUGUUCUGAAAUGAGGGGUGGCAACACCUCUUUCUCCCUUGGUAUGCGUAGGUUUAACGAUUUUCUCUCUUCUGCCUCGCUUCAGGAUUUGGCUUAUAGUGGCCCUAAGUUGACGUGGACCAAUAAGAGGUUUGGUGAAGAGUGUAUUCUUAGGAAGCUUGAUAGAGCCCUGGUCAAUGAUGAUUGGCUCUCCCACUAUCCGGAUAGUAAAACUCUCUUUUUUCAACCAGGGAUUUCUGACCACAGCCCUGUCGUGGUGGCUUUAUUAGGAGAUCUUCAGCAUAAGGGCGGCCCGUUUAGGUUCCUUAACCAUCUUGUUGAUCACCCUCUUUUCUUGGAUAGGGUGGAGGCUAGUUGGACAAGGCAAAUCCCUGGAGUUCCCAUGUUUCAAGUUGUUCAAAAAUUGAAAGCUGUUAAGAAUGCUAUGAAGACCCUUAAUAGGUCUAGGGGGCAUGUUUCUGAUCUCGUCUCGUCCCUUAGGAAUCAUCUUCUUAGUAUCCAACAUCGUUUGCAAGACAAUCCUCAUGACCCCGUCCUUCACCAGCAGGAGCUUGAGUUGAACAGAGACCUUUUAGUGGCCCUUGCGCAGGAGUCUGACCACUUUCACCUUCGUGCUCGGAUUAGGUGGUCUGCUAAGGGAGAUAGAUGCUCUCGGUUCUUUUUCCAAUCCAUGCUCGCUAAGCGUAAUAAUCAUCGUAUUAUGAACCUCCUCAGAGAAGAUGGCACCCUUACUGAGUCCAAAGAUGAGGUUGUGGACAUUUUGGUCUCCUACUUCCAAAAUCUUUAUAGGCCUAGUCCUCGGAACUCUCCCCUUAGCCCGAUUGCAGUGGCCCCCUUCAUUGACAAGCGUCUGACUCAAGACCAAUGGGCUGGGCUUAUUGCUGAGGUUUCGGCUGAAGAAGUUAAUGAAGGAUCAUGA
Messenger RNA from Diospyros lotus (date-plum), 1362 nucleotides. RefSeq lists its product as uncharacterized. The record is from RefSeq and is a predicted model, not a curated record. Bases 1 to 1362 code for a protein of 453 amino acids. The transcript has a single exon. NCBI's taxonomy places the organism in Eukaryota, Viridiplantae, Streptophyta, Magnoliopsida, Ericales, Ebenaceae. Gene Ontology annotation, molecular function: catalytic activity.